AUGGCUCGCUACGGCUUCAUCACACGUUUGAUAACCCUCUGCUUUUCGGUGCAAACGAUCUUUGCUGUGUCCGUUAACAGCGGGUACAAUGCUACCGACAUUCAGGAUACGCUGCAAUCCUUCAGGUACAAACCCCGAAUUUUCAUCCUGUCGGAUAUUCUGAACGAGCCCGACGACUCAAUGUCCCUUGUGCGAUAUCUCCUUUACUCAAAUGAGUUCGAUACAAGAGGUAUUUGUGCUACAACAUCUUGGUGGCUUCAGAAUGCCACUCACCCCGAGCAGAUGCGCACUAUCAUCAAGGCAUAUGGAGAGGUGGUGGACAACCUGAAUAACCAUGUCCACCCAAGCGCUUCGUAUCAGAAUCCCGAUGAAUUACUUGAACUUGUCACCUCCGGGCCAGCGACGUACGGACGAGCUGCCUUGAAUGAGAUGAUUAGCGAAGGCGCACAACACCUCAUUGCCGCUCUCCAAGAGUCGGAAGAACCACUCUAUAUUGGUGCUUGGGGUGGUACUAACACACUCGCUCAGGCACUGCUAUACAUGGACCAAACAUUGUCAGCGUCAGAAGCCAAGGACUUGCGAUCGCGCAUCCGACUCUAUACCAUCUCUGACCAGGACGAUACCGGUGCUUGGAUCCGGGCCCGAUAUCCAGACCUUUUCUACAUUGUAUCCAUCCACGGCUGGAACGACUACAGCCAAGCUACUUGGACAGGCAUCAAUCUGGCCACCUGCGCAUGUGUGGACAACCAGACGGUGCUCAAUCCCUGGCUCGAUGCCAACAUCCGCUUGGGGCCUCUUGGAUCUCAAUAUCCACAGGUAAUGUACGGCAUGGAAGGUGACACGCCUAGUUUCCUCUGGCUAGUCCAGAAUGGCCUCGUCUACCAAGACCGCAUCGAUUGGGGUACAUGGGGAGGGCGAUAUAACCGGCCUGUGGCUGCAGUCAAUCAACUUGGCGGUCUCGACACGAACCAAUUCGUGAACACGGUCGAGACCGUCAUCGGUGCGGAUGGAGGCUCCUACACGGAUCACCGGGCCACCAUUUGGCGUUGGCGAGCGGCUUACCAGGACGAUUUUGCAGCCCGCAUGCAGUGGACCCUGGCGGCAGAUUUCACCAAUGCCAGCCACCCGCCCGUGGUCAACGUGAACGGACACCAAGGGCCGGAGCCGCUGUUCGUCAAGAUCGCGCCCAACCAGACCUACAAGUUCAACGCAAGCUUGACCUACGAUCCGGACAGCCCGGCGGACAACAGCAAGCUAUCUUACGAGUGGACGGUGUACGGCGAGCCGACCGGUUGGAACACAGACUACGGCGACGUUCAGAUGCAGGCCAAUGGUACGCCCGGCGUGGGGGAUAUGGUUUUGGUGAACGAUGCCGGGUUCACAAAUGUGACGGUCGCUAGGGAUAUUCAGAUCACAGCGCCGCAGGUACAGAGGAACACGAAAACUGGACUCUUGUCGGAUUUCCAUCUGCUGUUGCAGGUCACGAACAACGCAGGCAAGUAUCCCAUCCGCCGGUAUUUGAGAGUGGUUCUUGAGUAUGAGCAAUAA
Molecule: messenger RNA, 1548 nt
Organism: Truncatella angustata
Lineage: Eukaryota; Fungi; Ascomycota; Sordariomycetes; Amphisphaeriales; Sporocadaceae
Exons: 2
Coding region: 1-1548 (515 amino acids)
Molecular function (GO): hydrolase activity, hydrolyzing N-glycosyl compounds
Source: RefSeq, a predicted model, not a curated record